Molecule: messenger RNA, 2739 nt
Organism: Drosophila ananassae
Lineage: Eukaryota; Metazoa; Arthropoda; Insecta; Diptera; Drosophilidae
Product: arginine/serine-rich protein PNISR
Exons: 9
Coding region: 143-2647 (834 amino acids)
Cellular component (GO): nuclear speck; presynaptic active zone
Molecular function (GO): RNA binding
Source: RefSeq, a predicted model, not a curated record
GCUUGGUGUGAUUUCGGGAAUAAAGACUGGUCACACUAUUGGAUGAGAAAAUGGCGUAAGGAAGAGGAUUUGUGUAAAAAAUAAUAAACCAAGGAGCCUAGGAAAAUACAUAGUUCAAGUUGUUUUUAAUCUGCGAUAAGAAAUGUAUCCCGGCGGGAACGCGAAUGCCGAUUUAGGCUACAACAAGCAUGCUCAUGCCCACGGACUUGGUCACGGCCUCGGCCAAAAUCAGUUCCUGACGCAGCCUCCGCCGCCACCCCCACACUUCGCGUUACCAACUGGCGGGCAACUGAACCCACUGGUGGCCCCCAACCUCCCGCUAGCCAUGCAGGGGGGCGCUGGUAUAGACUGGGCGCAGCUCGCGCAGCAAUGGAUUCACAUGCGGGACGCUGGUGCCGUGAUGCCACCCGUAGCUCCACCGCCGCCUAUUAUCGGCAAUGUUCCAGAGUUCCACCAUCCGGCAAUAGCGUUGCCGUUACCCAUCAUUGUUCAGGCACCCCAUCCGCACUUGGAGGAGCACGGUGAGGCGGACAUGGACAUGGACGAAGAGCCCGAACGGGGUAACGGUGCAGAAACGCCACCCCCUCCGGCACCCGUGGUUACGCAAUCCCAAUGGCUGGCAGCCAGUGAAGCGUCUGCAUCAGACCCAGCUGUCCUCCCCACCAAUUUAGGCCCCUCCGGCGUUGCUGCCACGCAUGGAAAGCAGCCGUGGAACAACUGGCAGCCCGGAAAACUCGCAAAUCCUACGGCGCACAUCCCCUCGUUGCUGAAACUGAACGUCAGCAAUCCCAAUGAGCCGCAGCAACAGCUGCAGAUGAAGAUGCAACUACAGCCGCCGCAGCACCAGCAGCAACAACAGCCACAGAACCACCAGCAAGAUUGUGAUGCCAGCGGCAGCGUCAGCAAUGAGAUUGAUGCCAACAAACGGAAAAUGUUGCCAGCUUGGAUAAGGGAGGGCCUGGAGAAAAUGGAGCGCGAAAAACAGCGGCAGCUGGAGCGCCAGCAGCUCUCCACGGCCACGUCCGCGACAGAAGAUGUCGAUGGCAUCGAUGUUACGCAAGUAUCAAGCAAAACACUAACUACACCUGUUAAUCUUUUGAACAUCGCAAAUGUGGCUAGCGACAGCGAAGAUUCCGUCGGAAUGCCAGGGGACACACUUGGAAACUCGAGGGAGGAGCAAAUAGGUAAUGAGAUUAUGAGUAAGGCCAGAAAUAGCGGGAGCAGCGAUGAUGAUGAGGAGGCGGAUAAUAGCGAGCCGGAACAACAGGAGACUGGAUUGGGUCCUGCUGAGGCCAGGGAGGCACCUGUGAAUGGUAAAAACUACGAAGAAAGACUGGCAGAUCUGAUGCUUGCUGUGCGUCGCACACUAACCGAAAUCCUACUGGAAACGACGAACGAAGAAAUAGCUGCCAUUGCUGGCGAGACUCUGAAAGCGCACCGCGCUAAAGCGUCAUCAGCCCAAGUGAUUCGCAAAAGCGCCUUGUCUUCCAUUACCGGCAACCUGGGGCUAGCGGCCUAUGCCAGCGAUUCUUCCAGCGAAAGCGAAGAGGACGAGGACCCUGCCGACGGAGAUCGUCAAGCGGACGCAGUCAAGGAUGCUGAUAAGAGUGUACACUUGAGCGCGGAAGACUUGAAGGCUCGCAUACGGCGCAGCAAAAGAUCCUUCGAGAGGGUUAUAGACGACAUUGAGAAUCGAAUGGCCAAGCAGAAGGAGCGCGACGAAAAGACGCUCCAAAGGCAUCGCAGGCGGGAGCUAGCUGAAUCUGCUAGCGAACGGCGCAGCCCGGUGGCCAGUGAGGAAUUCUCUGAAGACCAAACUGGCUAUUCCGCCCAUGACAAGCUGCAGCAGUUUAAUGCGGGAAAACGACUCAGCCGCAAGGAGCGCACCACGCGCUUCAGCGACAACAAGGAUGGCAAAAACCAGUCCCAUAGCUACGUCCAUCAGGUGGUAGCUGCCGCUGCAGUGUCCCCGCUAAGCCGCGUCGUCUCUGGCGCUGUGCCGCAGAAGCUGAAGCCAGUUCCCAAUCCGGCGACCAACUUGUUGCAGAUGCCAGAUUCGGUAACAACCAUGCUUAGUGCGGCGGACAAGGCGCUGCAUAAUGCCAACAAGUCGUCGUCGAGCAAGGUCAAGAGCAGCCGCCGCCGUUCGUCCAGCUCGUCAUCCUCAAGUAGCAGUAGUGACAGCAGCUCGAGCGGCAGCGAUAGCAGUUCAAGCGAUUCAAAGACCUCCAGCAGUCGAAGCAAGCGCAGUAGUAAGCACGGACGCUCAGAUCGGGGCAGCAGUAGCCGAAGCAAGUAUGAUCGGCGUGACCGGGACAGGAAAAAGGAGCAGGAACGAGACAGGGACCGAGAUCGACGCCAGAACCACCACUACAGCGGUGGAAGCAGCAGCAGCAGCCACCGAAAGAGCGACAGACGGUAUCGAGAGUCGAGCCGAUCUGCUGAAGACGAUAGAGGAAGCAGUAGCCAGCACCGGUCUUCGAGGCACAGUAGCAGCCGGAGUCACGACCACGGCAGCAACAGCAGCAGCAGACGGCGAAGUUACCGGACGAGAUCCCGCUCCAAGUCGCGCAGCAGCCACCACUCCCAUUCGAACUCCAAAUCGCACUCCUCUUCUUCCGCGUCUCAUUCACGCAAACGCCACUAGACUUUGAUUAUAGAUACUUGUUAAAUUGUACAUUUUUCUAUUUUUCUUCUGUUUUAAAUGCUUUUAGUAAACUAUUUUAAUCACGCUUAAAA